Molecule: messenger RNA, 1114 nt
Organism: Rana temporaria (common frog)
Lineage: Eukaryota; Metazoa; Chordata; Amphibia; Anura; Ranidae
Gene: C1H12orf43
Product: chromosome 1 C12orf43 homolog
Exons: 6
Coding region: 42-827 (261 amino acids)
Biological process (GO): Wnt signaling pathway; Spemann organizer formation; negative regulation of Wnt signaling pathway
Source: RefSeq, a predicted model, not a curated record
CAGGAACACGUGACGGCUACAGAGCACGUGAUCCGGGGAAGAUGGCGGCGCCCAGGAGUCACCCGCCUGAAGAGGGCUCUGAUAGCAGUGAUAGUGAUGAAGAGAAGCAGCGGCUGAAGGAGGCGGCAUGGGAGCCCCCGGGUGUCAAGAAAUGUGUUCAGCAUCAGCAGGAUUCUGUUGCAACAGUUAUGCCAAGUCUACGGGUUCGCCCCGACAACCAUGAGCAUGAUGGAAACGAACUACAAACUACACCUGAAUUUCGUGCACAUGUGGCCAAGAAGCUUGCUUCCAUAUUGGACAGCUGCAUUAAAGAAAUUCCAGGAAGCAGCAGUCUACAAGAGCCUAAAGAAGAAACUGAACAAGAGGAAGAAGGUUUUCGGUUAUUAAGCACAUCCAUUCCUGGGGAUCCUGGCACUGUGGCACCUUCUACUCUUCCAAAGCGCAAGGCAGCAUAUUCUAGCAGUGAGGACAGCGAAGAGGAAAAUGAGCGUCGGUGCCGUGAAGCAGCUGUGUCAGGGUUAGACAUUCUAAAACAUAGUGCUCUGUGUCCAGUUGCGGUUCAGAGUUCAGACACACCCAGUAAUCAUCAACUUACAAAGAAACACAAAAAGAAGAAGAAGAAAAAGGACAAGGAGCUGAAGGAAGGGUCUGAUAUUGACCAUCAAGGUUCAAGGCAAGAUCAUGAAUCUAGGAAAGACAUCAAGGUGGACACUCAAAGUCAAUCACAGGACUUAGGGCUGGAGCAUGAAACCAAUGGCUUUAAAAUGAAGAAAAAGAAGAAAAGGAAGAACAAACAAUUUGUUAAUGAGACUAACCCAGACUAUUAGGACUUAAAUCAGGAAUACGAAUAAAGCAGUUUGUAAAAGGACAAACGAGCAGGGUAAGGAGUUAGAAUCAGACCAGGACACAGGACAACAGCAUGAAUCCAUUGGUUAUAACAAGAAAAAGAUAACUUUGGAUAAUUGUAAAGAACUGGCUGGCAAAUCAGAACACAACUGCGGUCGUCUUGACAGAUAGUUCAGUAUCUUCCCCUGUGACUGACAUGUACAAAAAGUGUUUAAUGAACACUGUUUUAUAUGAAAUAAAGAAUGAAAUAGGAGAAUAGUAAUAUCUA